GGAGGUGUGCUGUUUUACACGCGCGAGUUCACCGGAGUUUCCUUCCACGGUUGCUUCAACGGUUAACUCGGCGUCAUUACGACGCCGCUUCGCUAUCGCGUUCUCAUCUCCCUCCAGUUCGUUUCAUAGCCGGACCUCUCCUUCCUGUUAAAGAGCCGAGACGAGCACGACGAACUCGCAAACGGCCAGGGCGAAGAAUUCCUUCCUUGCUUCACUUCCACGCGGAGUCCGGGCCGGGGCAGAAUUGCAGUAUUGCAGCUUCAGUCAAUAAACCCUAGCCCCUCUCUUCCUCACGGGCCCUCCUUCCCGUAUGGACGGGUCCCAUAUCGCCGCCGCAUCGCCGGAGGCCGGAGGGGCGUCCUCGUCGGCGUCGUCGGCCUCGUCUUACGGCGGUUCGGCGUCCGGGCGCUCCUGGCUGCGGAAGGGGGUGCACCUGCGCCGGCGCCGGAGGCGGGUGGCCGUUAGGGGAGGGGAGAGAGCCGGUGGCGACGAUGUGCAAGAUCUCGCGCUGCCUCUCGGGAUGUCCUUCGCGGCGGUGCUUGCCCAGGUUCUAAAUAGAUGCAAUGGUUCUGAAGGAAGAUUACGACCUGAUGUCCUCUCAAAGAUGUGUACCUCGGCAGUGAAGGAGUCCUUAACAAAUAUUUAUGGUGACAGAUUUCAGAGUUUCAUGGGUAACUUUGAGAAAGCUUUUGGUAGUACAUUGAGAACCAUUCACCUUAUCAAUGAAACACCUGUCUAUGAACAAGAUAUGGCACAAUGUUCUUACAAAGAUGGUAAUUCUGUACCUGAAAUCAAGUUGGGUGGUGCUGAUUCAUUACCUGAAAUAAAGUUGGGUGGUGCUGAUUCACAAAGUCAGAUACAUGAUGUCCAGACUGACAUGCCCUCGAGUUCCAUGAAUAAUCAGAUUGUUCUUCAUGCGGGCGUCAAUCACCAGCUGGUUCACCUUACUCGUAGCAGAUCUAAUCCAGAAAUUGAUCAGCACAUCCUUAGUGUAUUUGAGAGAUCUCUGAAUGAGCAAACUCGUUCAAAUGAGCUCAAGGAGCUUGAAAUAGGACUUACUAUGAGAAAAUUGCAAUUGAGCCGAUCUCAGUUAGCUCUGAGCUCUGAAUCACACAUGUUAGAGAAGAUCAAAGUUUCUAUGGGAUUUGAGAAAGCCUCUUUCAAAGAGAAGAAAUUCAAGACUGAAAUGGAGGAUACAAAGCAUGCAGAACUUUUCAGGAAACUUAUAGAUAUGCUUCUUACUGCAGUGGUACUCAUGUCUGUCUGUUUUGGAUAUGGAACAUAUAUUUACUCGUACCAGAGGAUAACUGCUGCUACUUCAGCUUGUGCAGCAAUUUCAAGGGAGUAUACAUCUUGGUGGAUGCCAAGUUCAGUGUCCGCAUUCAACUCUGGUUUGCUGCUUUUCAAAUGCCAUGUGAUAGCAGCAACAAGGAUAUUCUUUGGAAUUUUGAUGCUCCUAUUAAUUGGUUGGUUGAUAUUCCAGCGUUCUGCAAUGACUGGACCAAACAUGCCAGUAACAUUCAAUGUUAUGAUAUUGGGAGUUCUUUGUGGUUAUUUUGGAAGCCGUUGUGUCGACACAUUGGGUGGGGAUGGAAAUGUAUGGCUUAUAUACUGGGAGGCCCUUUGCUCCAUCCAUUUACUUGGAAACAUUUGGCCAUCUCUUUUACAUCACAUACUCUAUGGUCCUAUUUCUGUGACUCACAGGACCAAGGCUGUUCAUUUACCAUAUUGGACCCGCCGAUACGCAUUUUAUGUUUUGGUGACACUUAUUCUGCCAUGCUUGGCUGGUUUGCUGCCAUUUGCAUCUCUGUCAGACUGGAAAGAGCUUGCAGUUCAAUAUUUGAAGUCCAGAUUCAGUGGAAGUAACAUUGAGGAUUGAUUAUUUAGAAGAUUGGUUGUGGUUAUCGGUGUAAGCUCAACCCCAUUUUGUGAAGGUGUAAAAGGUUUUGCAGUUUUAGCCACUGUUGUUCAAUAGAACCACAUGAAUUGGAUUUCAGUGUAUUAAAGGAGGAAAGCUAUUUUGUUUGGCUUCAUUUCAUCCUCACACCGAAGAUAUGUAGACAGAGCUAUUGGAAUGACAACAAAAUCUUUCCUUUCCUUGUAGUGAAAUAUCAGAUGGGCCAGGUUCUGUAGUUGUGCUCCUAUGUGCAUGGCUACUUAUAUCAAGAGCAAGACUUCAUAUCGCCAAUGUAAUUUUUUGUUACCAGGAAGCUUAUAAAUAUAAUUAGUCUCUGCAGUUUCAUUGCA
Messenger RNA from Sorghum bicolor (sorghum), 2247 nucleotides. Its product is annotated as protein CPR-5. The record is from RefSeq and is a predicted model, not a curated record. Gene Ontology annotation, biological process: trichome morphogenesis; leaf senescence; defense response. The transcript has 5 exons. The coding region runs from base 311 to 1879 and encodes 522 amino acids. Lineage: Eukaryota; Viridiplantae; Streptophyta; Magnoliopsida; Poales; Poaceae.